This is a messenger RNA of Sitodiplosis mosellana (orange wheat blossom midge), 2080 nucleotides long. RefSeq names its product conserved oligomeric Golgi complex subunit 5 (gene fws). The record is from RefSeq and is a predicted model, not a curated record. Gene Ontology annotation, cellular component: COG complex. Gene Ontology annotation, biological process: intra-Golgi vesicle-mediated transport. Lineage: Eukaryota; Metazoa; Arthropoda; Insecta; Diptera; Cecidomyiidae.
AAGAGCAAAAUUAACACACCAUACGGCCUACUUUCGAAUCAAACGAGAGCACUAACCAGAUUACAUGAUGUGUCACAUAUUCUACGGCAAUCGAAUCGAUUCUUGCAAUUAUUCCAAAAAUUAUCGGCCGAAUCAAAGGACAUGGCCGCACAAGCGGUCAUUCUGUUUGAAAUUGAGCUGCUCAUCGACAAUGAACAACUCAAUCAAAUCGAAUUCAUACGCGAAGAGCGCAUUGUAGCCGCCGGUCUGAAACAGAAGCUCACAAGCUCAGCUCAUCAUGAUUUGCUGGGUGCACUAAAAGGUUUGGUCGAUGAAGACAAGGCCAUUAAAAGCUUACAGGUUUUCACGAACAUGCAGGUGUUGACAAAGUAUGUGGACGAUUUGGUGGACAUUUUCAUUGGUGAUAUCAAGCAUUCGAUAAAAGAAUGUUUUGCCGGAAUUGAAACGAAAAAGGUCACCGAACGCAAAUCGAAACCAGGCAGUGGUGUUGACCAGAGCAAACCAAAACCAAGUCCGGGCAAACCACAAGGAACGACCGCUUCACAGCAAUUUUCACGGAAAUUCUGGACGGCAUUGGAGAGCCUGUUUGACGAAGAGAUUUAUAAUUGCUGGAAACAGAUCAAUUUUCUUACAAAAUGUUUGAAACAAGUUGUGCACCAGCCCAAUGCUACCAAUUUAUUUGAAAGCGUUGACAUUGAGAAAAACUUUCACGAUCGAUUGAAUGAGCUAUUGCGAGUUUCUUUCACCGAAUGCCCGGCACAUAUCCGACAAUGUCUCGUACAAGAUCUCCCAAAAUUACUGCAUUUAGCGAAGCAAUUGUAUUCCAAAUGUGAAAAUCGAUUGAAUAUUGGCGGUGACAAUUUGUUCGUGUCAUUGGAAGCAGGCUAUUUGGAGCAAUGUGCAAAUAACUUGAAAGUGACGCUAGUUUCAGCCGACACACCAAAUCAAGAGACAAUCGAAUCAUUUCUGCAAGCUGUUGAAAAGGAAUUGCGAAAUGUGUGUUCCGAUAAUCGAUUAUGUGCAAUGGUCACGGCGAUAUUUAUCGCAUGUAAUAAAGAAUUUUGGACGAAAAUUGAAACGAACAUCAAAAUUGGCGGCGAUGCGCAGCAAGUUUUGGAUGUUCCAAACGCCGUUCAAUUGCAAAACAUCACAAAUGCCAACACCAUAUACGAUCACAAUCUCUAUGUGAAACGAAUGAUACAGAAUCUGGGCAAUGACUUCCUGAAUUCACGUUCGGCCCAAAAUAUAAUUGAAUCAUUGGAUUAUGGAUCGAAAAUAGUCCAAAAAGUGGUGGAACAGUUGGUCGAUUCGAUGAAAUCAGCGGCCGGCAUCAUUUUAUUGAGCAUUCAUCGUGAGCCCGGCUUGAAUAGUGAUCGAACGAUGUCGAGUGCACCGUCAUUAUACAUGAAAGAGUUACAAGAGUUUCUAUUCCGUGCUUGGGACUAUCAUAUCUCACCAUUUAAGGAUAAACAGUUGGUGGAAAUGCAUGGUAAAGAAUUGGCCGAAUGCUGUGUUGAAUUGUUUGUGUGGAAUGUGGCAAUUAUCCGACCAAUAUCGUCGUCGGGUCGACAACGACUCAAAUCCGAUUGCCAACAUUUGGAAAAUGCUUUGAACACACUAGUUGGUGACUUGAGCAUCAUGAGCCGGACAUUUAGAACCCUUCGAUCGUUAUCCAGUUUAAUUACACUGACCCCAGAUGAUUUGUCGAAGAAAUCCAUCGAAAUCGAUGGUCCCGUUUCGCCAUUCAUCGUAUUACUUUUGCUAUUCGGUCAUGCGGGCAGUGAUUUGGCUAGUCCUCAUGUCGCGGCCGGAUGGUCGAAUGAGAAAAUCACCGAAUGGCUCAGCACACACGUAUCCAUCAAAGAAAGAUUGGAACUGGUGACUGGCGCCCUGCAAAAGUAUCGUAACGUUGUUCGCCAGAAGAAUGUUAUCAAAUACGAUCCAAUCUAUCCAAUUAUUUCCAAUUACCUGGAGAAUGUUUAUAAGAAUCUUUGAAUUGCAAUCCAAUUCAAUCGUAGUUGGAACUCUGUUUAUUAAUAUGUUAAUUGCCUUGAAAUAAAAUUGAAACAAUAUAUGAACA